CUUCAAAAGAGGCAUGUCCUUUUUUCCUUGAGAGAAGCACAUGCACUUUUCUUAAAGGAAAAUCCUGAGGUUAAAAUUGGGUUGAGUAAAUUUAGCUCUCUCCGCCCUCUCAAUGUUCUUCUUUCCUUUGAAAUUCCUAGAAAUGUGUGUUUGUGUCAAUAUCAUGAGAACAUUAAAUUGAUUUGUGAUCGCCUUAAGAAAGAGAUCCCCGAAUUUCCAAACUAUUCUGGUGAUUUCGUGGAAAAUUUUGUAUGUAGUUCUGACUCCGAGGCUUGUAUGUUUGGAAGAUGUGCCAAGUGCCCAGACUGGCUUAAAACCUUUACAGAGGAAGUAGAUUUAGAAGGUCCUGCCACAUGGUAUGAAUGGAAGCGUGUUGAAACAGUGUCACAAACUGCCAGUAAGAAAGACUCAAGACCAUGAAGGUUGUGAAGAAAAUGAAGAAAAUAAGCAAGGAGGGAACCAUUGGUGAUGCAGUAGAAUCACUUCAAGGCAAGCUUCCUUCAUUUGUAGAGCAUGUCUUUAUCAAGAGACAGCAAUCCACAUUUUUUGAGGAAAGGCUAGCCAAACUUGGUCCAAGUGAAGCUGUCAUUCAAGUAGAUUUUGCAGAGAAUUACACCUGCAAAUAUCAGGAUGAACCCCAGUCAGCUCAUUGGAACCAAGAACAGGUAACCCUCUCUACUGUGGCCAUUUGGACCAAAGAAGCUGCAGGUGUGGAUAAUGUAUGUGAGUCCCAUGAUGUUGUCUCUGAUGAAAUGAUGCAUGACAAGAAGGCACUGGCAAUGUUUAUGUUUCACGUUGUUGACCAGUUUAUCAAGAAAAGACACCAAAAUGUCAAGCAAGUCUAUGUGUUUUCAGAUGGGCCAAGUUCUCAAUUCAAAAACAAGUACAUUGCUCACUUUUUGCACACGCUGAACAAGAUAGUUCCUAUCCAGUGGAACUAUUUUGCCACAUCCCAUGGUAAGGGUGUUGUUGAUGGGAUUGGUGGUACCGUAGAACGCCUUGUCUCCAAUGCAGUGAUGACAGGAAAGUCACCUGUUGUUGCUGAUGCCCAGUCUUUUUACAGGGUUGCAAGCAGCCUUACAUCAUCAGUGACUGUUUCACUUGUAAGCCAAAAGGAAAUCAGUGAUACCUCAGAUUUACUGUCUCUUGAGAAAUGCUUCAGUGAGGCACUACCUCUUCCUGGAAUCUCAAAAAUGCACUACAUAGAGCCUCGCAAUGAUGGAAGUUUGAACUGUUGCUUGUAUUCAUUCCAGAAAUUGAUUAAAAACAGAGCCCCAGAUGUCUUUUCCUAUGAAUCUGAUGAUGAUGAUGAUGAUGAUGAUGAUGAUGAUGACACCAUUUCAGAGACCUUCUGUACGGAGGCAGUCAGUUCAGAUGAUGAUCAGGGUGAAGACAGUGACUUAAGCAGUGCAGCUUCAUGUAGUGACGAGAUCAGUAAAAAGGGCAAGCAUGAAAAUAGUGAAGAGAGUGCUGGGAGUGAAGGUGAUGUGGAGGUAACAAACAGUUCAAAGAAAGAAGUAAAUUCUAACUGUGAGAGUGGCAGCUCCACCAUUGAUGUAGAGUAUGGAUUACCCCCAGAGCUUGUAACUAAAUUCAAUUGCUCAGUGCCCUUUACCCUUCCACCUCACAAGACUGCUUUGGUUGCUGCUAUUCUUGAUGGUUAUGUGAGCUUCAAUGGAAAGGGUAUCAUAUCUCCUAGUGACCUCAAUUCCCUGCAAGGUGGUAAUAUGGUAGAAGAAGAUAAUUAUCUUACCGACUUUAUAGUUGAUAAAUAUUUUGAAAUUACUCAAGCAGCCAGAGCCAAUGGUUCCAAAGUGGUUUUAUUUCCAUGGGAAGCAUUUGAGAAAUCAGCAAUCAAGUUGCUUUUUACAAGAACAGCGGAUACGUUAUUGGAGCAAGAUAUAAUUCUUGCCCCUUGCUUUCCUAUAACAACCGACCAUUGGUUUCUUAUUGCAGUAUUCCCUCAGAACAAUUUAAUGGUUGCCCUGGAUAGCUUGGCUGGUGAUUUUGUGAAGCCAAGUCUGAAGGCAUCAAUGUUGAAAAUGUGGCAGGUACUGGAGAAGGUUGAUAUAAAUCUGGAUGUUAGUCAAUGGCAGUUUGCUGUAAAUAAGCCAAAUGAUCUCCCACAGCAAUCUAAUAGUUUUGAUUGUGGUGUGUUCAAUUCCCUUUAUGCAAGGUGUCUUGUUGCUGAAGGUGUCAUGCUUUCUGAUGAGCAAAGCAUCUCUGAUUUCAGAAAGCAUAUGCUCCUAGAGCUACAUAGCCAAAGUUUAAUUCCUGUAUCAUCAGCUACUUAUCGCAUCGAAAAGGGCAGCUACUAUGCUGUUGAUUAUGUUAACAACUACUACGUUGGUAGGGCACUCAGUGCACCUGACACAAGAAACUUUGCAGAGUUCAAAUUCCUUCACCGAAUCAGAAAGACAAAUGUAAAGAGAUUUGAAUGGCCAAACCAUGAUGACAUUGACCGUGUCCAUUCCUCUUGCGUAUUUUAUGGCCCCCUCAACUCAAGGGGCCAUGGCCCUUUUGAGAUAGUGGACAUUGAGGAACUGGAAGCAGUUUUUAAAUUGGUUUCUAAGUAA
Porites evermanni is the source of this 2576-nucleotide messenger RNA. NCBI's taxonomy places the organism in Eukaryota, Metazoa, Cnidaria, Anthozoa, Scleractinia, Poritidae. The record is from the annotation of a GenBank genome assembly.